AUGAGACUGCCGUUAUACCCCGGGCUAUGUGGGGCGGCCAUCAUAUACCUGGGCGUUCGGGUUAUCCUAAAAUACACACCCGAUGUGACUGAUGUGGUGAAAGAGACCCCGGGGUAUUCAGCGAUAGUGCUAUUAGUGGCGGGAGGGCUCGUACUAGUGGUCAGCUUUUUAGUCUGUUGUGGUGCUAUCCGUGAGAGCUAUUGUAUGCUUAACACCUACGGCGGACUCGUAUUCCUAUGUCUGGCAGCCCAGGGUGUCGGCGCUUAUAUGGCCAUCAAAUACAACCACGAUGUUUUGAACAAAGGCAUUAAGUCAGCACUGGAUGCCUACAAAUGGGAGUUAGCCGACGAUGAGGCCACCAAUCGAGCCAUCAAUGAGUUCCAGAAGCAGUUGCAGUGCUGUGGAGGCAAAGACAGAUACGACUGGAACGGGGUUUAUGGCAAACCAGAGGGUCUAUUCCCGGGGUCAUGUUGCAAGGAUAAUGUUAGUAAAGUGGAUGGCAGGUGCAUCAAAAGCAAUACCUGGGAUAAGGGCUGCACUAAAGCCCUAAUCGACUACAUGAAGCUAUAUCUCGGAAGUUUAGGCUAUAUAGCCAUCGGCGUGGCUGUGGUGGAGAUCCUGAUCGUCAUAUCUGCCUGUUGUCUGUGCCGUGAGAUCAACAAUAAAUACGCCACGUAUUCCAAUCCCAAGGCCCGGGUCUAGAGCACCGGUAUGAAGACUAACCACAAGUUCAAUAAUGGCGGGGAGUACUACCAGUCGGGGCCAACUAUUUCGUGAAAUUUCUAGACGCAUACAAAUCGCAUGACAUAAACCUAUUGGGAGUGACCGUCGAGAAUGAGUCAACACGAGGGACUCCAACUGUCUGAACCUAACCGGCCCUAUGGGACGGGAUUUUGUGAAACUCAAUUUAGGGCCAACCCUUGCGAAGGUCGGGUAUGGGAAAGACAAACUCAAUCUAAUGGUAUUCGACGACUACCUCUGUGUUUAUCCAGAAGCCCAUACCGCCUAUACUAGCGGACAGGGAGGCCGCGAAAUACGUGUCAGACAUUGCAUAUCACUAUUGCGGUGGAUAUCCGGACGGAUUGCCGACGGAAAUACACCACAACUACACCGAUAUGUUUCUAUUAAGCCCUGAGGCCUGUCAUCUCGAGGGACCAGAUUUAGGGC
Molecule: messenger RNA, 1167 nt
Organism: Oppiella nova
Lineage: Eukaryota; Metazoa; Arthropoda; Arachnida; Sarcoptiformes; Oppiidae
Source: the annotation of a GenBank genome assembly